AUGGUGCUUCUGUCCGGGGGUCGGAAAGAGGGCCGAGAAAGCCGGAGCCCCGCCGCGGAGAGGCAGCUCCAAGUUGGGUCGCUCGGAGGAGCCCCGGGAGACGAGAAGGCGGAGGGGGGAGAGAGUCCCGGGGGGAGCGGAGGGAUUGAGCCAAGCAGCCCCGCCGAGCGAGCGAGCGGAGAGGGCGAGGGGGAGGAGGAGGAGGAGGAGUGGGACGAUAAGGACGAGGAGUACGAAGACUUCUCGGAUCUCCCGGACACGCGGAGCAUCGCUUCAGACGACUCCUUCUACCCGCCCCGAGAGGAGGACGACGGCGAGGAGGAGGAGGAGGAGGAGGACGGCGAAUCGGAACUUCCCGACGGCCAGCAGCCGCUCAGCCUCUUCCGCGCUUGCUGCACCAACAACGCCGCCGUCGUGCGGGCGCUCAUUCGGCAGGGGCUCCGGGACGAGGACGUGAAGGAGACGGACCGAGGAGAGAGGACUGGUCUUAUUGUCGCCUACCAAGGCUACGUGGAUAUUGUAAUAGCCUUAGCACAGUGUCCUCAUAUGGAUGUAAACUGGCAGGACAACGAAGGGAAUACAGCUCUAAUUACAGCGGCUCAGGCAGGACAUAUUACCAUUACACAAUAUUUACUCAACUAUUAUUCCGAUCUUGAUAUUGAGAAAAGGAAUACAUUUGGAUUUACUGCACUUAUGAAAUCCGCAAUGCAAGGACGGAGUGAAUGUGCCAGAGCCUUAAUAUUAGCAGGAGCAAAUAUUAAUGCAACAGAUCCAGGUCGUGGAUUCACUCCUCUGGAAUGGGCAUGUUUCACAGGAAGAAUAGAAUCUGCAUAUCUUAUACAAAGACUUAUGGAUAAACCAUGUGCUGAGCAAUUUUGUGAUCAGUAUUUGCUCGAAUGGCCGAAGUUGAAGGAACUCCUUGCUAAGGCUCCAGGUUCAAAAACUUGCUUGCAGAAGAUCUCAGAAACUUUGAGAUCCAUUGUAGAUUUCAGAACUUUCCACGGUCCUGAAGAAGAUGGAGUCCUCGACCACAUGGUUAGAACAACGACAAGUUUAAGAAGCUCCUUCGUUGCAACAGCUUGCAGGACUGUGUGCCCUGAAAGUCCUCCUGCUGUAGGGAAACGAAGGCCGGCUGUGCAAGAAAUUCUUAGGAAACAAAGAGCUAAAGAACUUCAAACUUUGGAGAACGGGGACCAUUUUAACAGCUACAAGAAGCUGUUUCAGAAUUCCAGAAUUACACUAGUGUCCAAAACGAAGGAACGGAGAGCCAGCCUGCAGCCUUCCCAUUUAAAUAGGCCCCAGGACAACGUUAUGGUUCGAAGGAAAGCCAGCCUGUUGCCACUGCAUCUGUUAAGGAGAAGCAGUGUUCGUCCUGGGCUUGCCAUCCCCAGAGUCCGUAUAAGUAAGGCGCCUCGGCCCACCUACCAGCCGGAGAAAGUGCAACGGAAAAAUAACGCCAGUGAUGGGACUUACUUGGAGAUUCCCAAAUGGAGAUAUAAGGAGCUGAAGGAACAAAGGAAGAAGGCUGAAGAAGAAAAGAAAAAAGCCGAAACUCUACAGAAACCCACAUCACCAUCUGUUCAGAAGAAAAGGACUUAA
Molecule: messenger RNA, 1599 nt
Organism: Thamnophis elegans (Western terrestrial garter snake)
Lineage: Eukaryota; Metazoa; Chordata; Lepidosauria; Squamata; Natricidae
Gene: ANKRD33B
Product: ankyrin repeat domain 33B
Molecular function (GO): protein binding
Source: RefSeq, a predicted model, not a curated record